Molecule: messenger RNA, 618 nt
Organism: Bolinopsis microptera
Lineage: Eukaryota; Metazoa; Ctenophora; Tentaculata; Lobata; Bolinopsidae
Product: carbohydrate sulfotransferase 9-like
Exons: 1
Coding region: 1-618 (205 amino acids)
Biological process (GO): carbohydrate biosynthetic process
Cellular component (GO): membrane
Molecular function (GO): sulfotransferase activity
Source: RefSeq, a predicted model, not a curated record
AUGGCUAUGUUAAACUAUAAGGCCCUUAGUCCGCCCAACAAAUGGAUAUGCAGGAAACCAAGACAAACUUACUAUUUUCCUAAAAUCAAGACCAUAUUCACAGGCAUCCCCAAAUCCGGGUCUUCAAACUGGAAAGAGUUCCUAAUGAGAGCGGAAGGUACCUUGAACGUGAGUUUAGGACCAAGUCAAGUCAAUACCAUUGACAAGUUGUAUUCCGAUAAGUUCCGGUUAGGCGCUCAUUCAAAUGCUGCUGACGUUUACAAGGCGGUUAGAAGAGGUGAAAAUAUUUUCAGUUUUGCAGUGGUUCGCAACCCCUGGACCAGGUUGGUCUCCGGGUACAGAGACAAACUGUCCGGCGAGGUAACACCUGGGAGACCUGCUUUUGGAGGAAUAGCCCGGAGAAUAGCAUAUGAGAUGAACCUGCAAGAUAACAUGACCAAUAGUGGAACACACCCCACUUUUAACCAGUAUCUGAGAUGGCUGGUGGACAAUCCUAAUAAGUUAAACGACCACUUUACACCCCAGCACCUCCAACUGUGCAUCCCUUCAGCUAGAUACGACUACGUCAUACCUUUGGAGUACAGCAGUGUGCUUAACAAGGACAUUAACCAGAAGUAA